Sphaeroforma arctica JP610 is the source of this 538-nucleotide messenger RNA. RefSeq lists its product as hypothetical. Gene Ontology annotation, molecular function: mRNA binding. Gene Ontology annotation, biological process: deadenylation-independent decapping of nuclear-transcribed mRNA; P-body assembly. The record is from RefSeq and is a predicted model, not a curated record. The coding region runs from base 1 to 519 and encodes 172 amino acids. The transcript is spliced from 5 exons. Lineage: Eukaryota; Ichthyosporea; Ichthyophonida. Gene Ontology annotation, cellular component: P-body.
AUGUCCCAACUGCAUGUACACUACAGGAGAGUCAGGCUCCCGCUCAAUCAGUUUGCGACAUCGCAUUCACCAAAUAAGGGCCGUGGGAGAGGGAGAGGGCGCGGACGGCAACGAGACCGCGAUACAGACAAUUCGCUGGGGGAUGUGGCUGUAGAUCUAGUGGUAGAUGGGAUCUGUGGCAUUGAGUUGGAUGCGGCACCAUCGGACUUAGCCACAGAGCUUAUGGAUUGGGCGGAAACUUGCGAUGCGAAUGUUAUCUCUAUAGACUUGCCAAGUGGUAUGAAUGGUGACACCGGCGAGUACUACGACCCCUCAAAAAUCAUCACACCACGCUGGAUAGUGGCACUUGGGCUGCCUGUGGGCGGCUUACGAAGUACGGAAUGCGAAGCGAGGUUCCUAGCGGACAUUGGCAUACCUGCUGCGGCUUUUGAGAACGCGGGUAUCGACGGCUACUCGGUCCAAACAUUCGGUGACAAGUACGUAAUCCCGAUAACGCUGACCAAUAGUAACGAGCAAUAAAGUAUUAAGUAACCAUAGG